AUGGAAAAGCUGAGUGUGGAAAUAUUGAAACAAAUAAAAUCAAACACCCAAAUUAGGUAUUAACAAGAUGACAAUUGUGCUGUUAUAUCUGUACAUGGACCUUACUAAAUUGGAUCAUAAAAAGCAAACUAAUGUAUUAUAAUACAUCGAUUUAGAGGCUAUCCUUGACAUACAGAUCAAAUUUGAGUAGGAUAAAUCUUUAGAAUAUUAAUUGAAAUCCAUAUUUGAACAGGCUCUCAAUUUACAAGAAUACCCCUAGUAACAAAUAAGAGUUUCUUGCAUUAUCUAAAUUAAUUCAAUCAAUGUAUACAUCAAAUUUCAAACAUCAAAUAGAUAUUUUCAACUUUAUGCAAUGGAAUAAUGAUAGCCUUAUUGCAUCAAGGCAUAUCCAUGAGCAAAUCCAUCUAUAGUAUUACAAUAGGCAACACUCGUUUAGUAUUUCAAUAGAUCACUAAUGAUUUGCUCUUUGUAGACAACAAAAAGUCAUAACCAAUUGAUUAGACCAUAGACUAAAUUAAAGAAGGAAUAGGUAAAGCUCAACUGUUUGAAUAAUGGCUUCGCAGUUAUUUAUAUGAAUAUUAUGUUAAUAAUAAUUUGUUAUGA
Messenger RNA from Paramecium octaurelia, 603 nucleotides. Lineage: Eukaryota; Ciliophora; Oligohymenophorea; Peniculida; Parameciidae. The record is from the annotation of a GenBank genome assembly.